Eleginops maclovinus (Patagonian blennie) is the source of this 4573-nucleotide messenger RNA. RefSeq names its product leucine-rich repeat-containing protein 38. Gene Ontology annotation, molecular function: protein binding. Gene Ontology annotation, cellular component: extracellular matrix. The record is from RefSeq and is a predicted model, not a curated record. Bases 342 to 1559 code for a protein of 405 amino acids. Lineage: Eukaryota; Metazoa; Chordata; Actinopteri; Perciformes; Eleginopidae. The transcript is spliced from 3 exons.
CACAUUCCGCUCCGAGGGAGACACACCCUCUGAUCCGGAGGAGGGGAGCUGGUGCCGGGAUGCAGAGCGGAGGAACACACCGCUGCUGUUGCUGCUGGGGAGUUUGAAACCUGAAGAAGAGUCUCAUCUCUCCUCCGCUUCAGACAGAGAAACACACCUGCAGCGGACAUGACCGACACAGCCAAACACUGGACUCCUGAUCCCCAGUGACCCGCAUCACCAUGCCAACUCCCCCGAUCCUCACAGCAACCAGGAGUCCUCGGAGAAGUCGUUAGGUUUACAACCGUGAGCCUUCAUAAAGGGGAUCCAGUCAGAGAGAGAGAGAGAGAAAGGAGGCAGAGAUGCUUUCCCAGCGUGGUGCCCUGCUGGUUGUCCUGUUCCUGGUGAAGAUGGGACCUGUGGAUGGAUGUGAAUGUCCAGAAGCGCUAGUUUUAUCCCAGUUUCCCUCUGAGAUACCAGCUGACGUCUGUUGCUUGAACUUAUCCGGCUCUACUUUCAGCCACGUGCACUGGUCCGUGUUCACCAAUGAGACGAACAUACAGACGCUGGAUCUCUCCUUCUGUAAUAUCAGCUCUGUUAAUAUGAGCAGCAAAGAGGUGUCUACACUACAGAGGGUUUACUUAGGUCAUAACAGACUCACAGCGUUGCCACAGGGGUUUCUGGGCGGGCAGCCGAGGCUCGUGGAGGUGGAUUUGAGCGGGAAUCUGAUUCAAGAGCUUCCUGAGGGUUUCCUCCAGGACUCAGAAGGCCUCACGAAGAUGAAUCUGCAGGGAAACCAGCUUCGCCUCCUCCCAGGCUCUGUGCUGCAGAAGCCCCAUCUGCAAACGCUAGAUCUGGAUGGGAACCCGUGGGAUUGCUCCUGUUUGUUACUGGAAGGCCUGGAGGACGGCGGGAAGAUCAACAGGACAGCUAAGCUGCAGGAUCUGGUGAAGAACUUGACCUGCGUGACUCCUCGGCACCUGGCCGGCAGGACCGUGUCGUCUGUGAGGAUCAGCGACGUGUGCCGCCCUGCCGGCCUCACCGCUCUCUUCAUCGUGCUGCCGCUCCUCAUCCUCUCUGCCUUGGUGCUCUGCUGGUGCUGCGGGAGGAAGAGGAAGAAGAAGGAGGCAUCAAUAAGCACCUCAAAAAAGAGAGCUACCAACUCCACCAACGGCCAGAAGCAUCGCAGCAAGCAGAAACCUGCAGCCGCUGAUCAGAAUAAAGUAGAGAAGAAAGAAGGGAUCCUGAAGAACCAGCUGCUGCUACGCCCGGCCUCCACCCUCCUGGGCAGCACCAGAGACAUCUACGAAGAGGUGGAGAUUAAGUUGGGUUCGUUGGAGUCUCUUCCUCAUGUGACCUCCAUCUGCUCCAGCUCCACAGAGGGGAAGCAGGUUCCCCCGGGGUCUGAAGGGUCCAACAAGACCGAGCUUGACACAGUGAGCGUGACGGAGGUGAUGAAGGACUCAAAUGACAGAGAGAAGGCGUACCUCACACAGUCCACUGAGUACUACAGCCUGGUGCCGGGGAUCGAACUUGAGGACUCGGACCACGGCGAGUAUGAGAAUGUCAGCCUCUCGUGACACCGGGUUACAGGAACAGCUUAAAUUUAUUUUUGACAAGAGUUAGAUGAGAAGAUUUGAAUCCUACAUAUGUUUGUUUUAAACUUUUUAAAAUCUAUUUCCUCAAUCAGCUUCUCAGUUUGAAGUCAAACGAAAAAAUUCAGAGUUAAUUAACUCUCACAAAUUUCUGUAUUUUAGUUUUUAGCUGUGCUCUUUUCAUUGGUUUGAACAUCUUUGACUGUUAUUCUACAACAUAUCGACAUGUUCCUAUACUUAAACUUUGACUAUUGCUUUUUUAAAAAUUAAAAUAGGAACUUUUGAAACCAAGUUCUUUAGGGGCUUAUGGUAUGUAGCCGUUAGCUUAGCUCAGCAUAAAGACUGCAAGCAGGGAAAACAGCUAGCCUGACUGCAUCCUGUUUGUGUAGGCAUGUCGAUUCAACUUAUUAGAUACAACCUAUAAAUGAGCGAGCUUUGUUUAAACUAGAAUGUGAUCAAGCUUAAGUUAAUCCACCCACGCUUUUUUACAUUGUGACUAUUUGCAGACUUGUUUUAAAGCUACUGUAGCCGGUUAGCUUCCAGCUAACAAGAAAAUUGCUACCGCUAGUCAGUCACCAAAGUUGCGAGCAGAGCUUCUUUCUGUUUUCUUUGUAGUAGGAUUAUUCUUUCUUUGUACUCAGGAGCAUAUAUCUCAAAUUGACAUGUUGAAAUCUCCCACCUAUGCUUAUGGCAUACCAAAUUUACUCCUUGAAACCUCAGUCCUCAAAUAAACUUGCAAGAUAGAUAGUUUUUGUUUUAUUUUUCUUUAGACUUUAAUAUAUUGCUGUGGGUUAACAGAUUUUUUACCAUUCAAACCUCUUUUGAAAUGUCUUUAGCCCUUUAUUUAUUUUUCAGCGAAUACAACCCUAAUAUCUUAGUUUAUAUAAAUAACAUAGGACCAUGGAAACAUGCUAAGGGAUAGGCUAAGCUAAUCCUGUCUCUGAGAACUUGCAUCUUUCUUCUCAUCUAACUCUUGGCAAGAAAGUGUUUUCCAUCAAAAUUUCAAAUUAUUCCUAAACAGAGACCCUGUGUUUGUGUUACAGUAAAAGCAAGUUAUCUAUUAUCUGAGAGAGAGAGUGGUCCGACCACUGUGCCAUCACAAUGUAAGAGGAAGUGAUUUAAUCCAGAGUUUUUCCUGUGGGACCCGAGGAACGCAGUGACGCUUUGAAAGGGAGGCCCUCCUUUUUUCACUCUGGAAAAAACUAAGACAUUUAUUGUUUAUGUGAUGUUGCACUCUGUGCAAAUGUACACUUCCUUUUGUUUCCACCUGUAUUACAAUGGACAGGACAUACUUUAAAUGCAUUAUUAAUCUAAGUCAGGCAAUCCUUUGUGUGCACUCUCCUUUACCUCACCAAGUGUAAUUGUUAAAUGCUUUCCAGUUUGACCUGUACUGCAUACAGGAUGUUCUGGAUUCUUCACUUUAAGCUGCACAUCCAGAAAUGAACAAUGACUAAUCCCAUUUUAGUGCCAACAGUUAAUUCAUUGUGAAAUGUGGAAUGUAAAGCUUAGGUGAGGAGUCUAAAUUGAUAUUAUGCCUCUGGAUAAAGGAUGAAAGGUUUGCUAAUGUUUCACGUCACGUACUAAAUGUUGGAAACAAUCAGCGCAGUCAGAUCUAAAUGCAGGAGAACGCUGGUUUUAAGAUAACAAUCUCUGUAAAGUAAACUGAAGAUGCAGAGCAUUUCUGUGCAGUGGUGCUACCACAAAAUUACACUGGAGGCACAAAAGACAAAAACAGAAAAUCAGGGUCAUCCAAGUUGAGGAAAAUGUCUCACAGGAACGCUAAUUGGCUCGUGUUUAGUGAGACGGACACACAGAAAGUGGGUGCAGCCUUAAGGGUGUGGAGCUUCCUGGAAUUUGAAACAACGGAGGUGUAAUUUCCAGUGGGUUAUCAAGCUUUUUCCUUCAAAGCUUUAUUUAUGGACACUGUAAGGUUUACUGUCGGAGGCCCUUGGGUCAAAAGACAAGCAGACAAAUGAGUGAAUGUUGCUUUUGUAAUUUUGUUCACACAUAAAUAACCUGACAUACCAAAUGUAAUUGUAUACGAGACUUUAGCUAUUAGGCAAGUUAAGUUUUAACAAUCUAGUGGUCGCUUUAUUUAUUUGUUUCAUCUUAUUGUUAACUGUCAGAUGUACCCAAGAAUUGGGGUGAAUAAAUCCUGUUUGUUAUCUUUUGUGAAAUGAUGUCACUAGCCGAGUUUUUAUCACAUGUUCCUAUUUACUAAUAAUUGGAAAAGCAGAUUUGUUUGAUAUCACGAGGAACAUCCGUUAAAAAGGAUGACGCUGACGUCACAGCAUAUUUACACUGUUUACUUUUGCUCUUGUGUUUUUUGGAAAUGCUAAAAUGAGAAACCAGUCCCCAAAAUUGUACAGGCUUGCUGUGCUGUUAUGGUUGCUAAACUAGGCUAAGCUAACAGUCAUUCAAACCCGUCUUUUCAGGUUUGAUUAACUAUAACCUCACUAUUUAAAGGCCUUCUAAUUAUACAUAAAAAAUAAGUCAUUCAUUUGGAUGAAGAUAGAAAUACAUUUCAUUCUUGGCAGUAUAGAAACAGGAGACUUUGAUGUUGGUCCAAACCUGCUGAGAGUAAUGAGACCUAUGACCUCGCCUAUGGCUUUUUGCCUUUAAUCGGAUUGGACAGUGGAGAGUGACAGGAAAGUGGGAGAGAGAGUCGGGAUGGGAUCCGGAAAGGACCACAGGUCGGGAAUCGAACCCGGCUCGCCGGCGUACGGUGCAGGUGCCCCAGCCAGUUUGCCACGGCCGGGGCCUGACCUCAAUAUUUUAAAGUGAGACUAGGCCUUACCCUCUGUUUUUUGGUCAAACAGCUUUAGUAACAGCUGCUAAUUAGCAUAUAGCAUUAGUGAUCCUUCUCUGUUGAAACCAAAUGGGUAUACUGGUAUUAUGCACUGAUUGUUUUCAUAAAGUUUAUUCUGGCAGAUGCAAUAUCUUCACUGUUUUAUGCUAAAUGUUUGUUGUUGAAGGAGAAAUAAAUGCUUUUUUCAGGA